GUGGUGGCUGAGGCGCGUCGUCCCCAUGCGCGGAGCGCAGCCUGCGCGGCUGGCGCCCCGCCCCAUUUACGGAGCCCGGCGCUCGCCGGCCUCGCGGAGAGUGCUCCGGGCCGUCGUUCGCCCGAGCACCGCCACGAACUCUGGCCGCCAGAACGCCGUGUCCUUGUGCUGUCAGUCCGGAGUCUCCGCACGUCGGCCGGCGCCGCGCAGCCCCACGUCGAGAGCCGGUGCAUCGCCGCAGCGCGCGGAACACCAGCCCCUCGGGCCGGCAGGCGUCUUGGCACCUUAAGGUCCCCGCGCGCCCCGGGCCCAGCACGGUCCUCGUGUCCCGCGGCCCCAACACCCCAAGGUCCCCGGGGACCCAGCACCUCAAAGACCCCUGGGCCUCAGCUCCCCAGAGUCCCCUGGGCCCCAGCUCUCCAAAGUCGUCGCGCGUCCCGGGACCCCUCCAAGCAGGCCAGGCCCCAAGCACUCCUGUUGUGCGCGCUCCUGCACGCCGGGCGAUACUGACUCAUUCGUGUGGAUUUGGGACUCCUACCUCAUGUGAUUGGAUUGUUCCUGUGGUCCUGUGCCUGUUCCAUUAAGAGCCCUUCAUCUUCCUUGGAGUCAUUCAUUGCAUUUUAAACUCCAGAGAGACAGCCCUGAAGAAUUCAUGGAAAUGGAUCAGCAUCAUUAAGUCAGAGCUAUAACCCUGUGUUUUAGCUCAUAUCUGAUGGCUUGAGACUGCUGAUGUCCAGUGUUCUGGAAAUCCAGUGCCCAUAGAUGUGGACCAAGGAAGAGCCCCGACCAUGGUCACUCUUAUCACAGAGAAGCUGCAGAACCAGAGUUUGGAUGACCUUACCCGAAGGGCCCGUGAGGCUGGCCCGUAUUCUGCUGAGAAACUGAACAAAAGUGGCCCUUUGUUCCCUUUGGAGAUUGGCGUGGACAAAAGUCCUUGGAAGGCCUUACAUGGAGGAUGGCCCAUUGGAAGCCAGGCGGCCUCAGGCCCCUUCCCACUGGGCCCACUUGGUGUGUCUCACACCGAAGGUCUCAAAUGGCAGCUGGCAUCUCCAGGGCCUACGGAAAUGGGCAGCUUCUUGGACUUCCAUGAGAGCACAGGGCCACCUGCAGCACCACCGACCAAGCGACACUGCCGGUCCCUGUCAGAACCAGAGGAGCUGGCUCGAUGCCGCUCCCCAUGGCGCCCUGGUAACUCCAGGGUGUGGACUCCCAUCUCUAAGAGGAGAUGCAACAGUGGUGGGAGUGCCACACUGCAGAGCUGCAGUGGCCUCGGGAACCCUACCCUGCAGGCAAGUCUAGGCCCAGGCCUACCCAGGAGUCCUGUAUCACCUGCUGGCCCUACCUCACCGCUGACACCCCGGCCAGCUUCCGCCAGCAGUGGCUUUGUGGAUGGCAGUGAGGGCAAUACAAGCUCAGGUCCACCUUGGCUUUCUGCAGGACCCUGUCCGUUUUCCUCCAGGCGCCGACUGUCUCUCUCACAAGAGCACCUUGUAGAUGCAAGCACUUGCCUGCCUUCAGCCAGCAGCACCCCCACAUCCACACCUGAGCUAGGCCGACACCAUGGCCUGCUCCGGUGCCGGUCACAGCCUUGCGUAUUGGAUGGGAGGAGGGUCCGGCGCAAGCGGAGACGGGAGGAGGAUGCCAGGUGGACGCGCCCAUCCUUGGACUUUCUGAAAAUGACACGGACUUUAAAGAACUCAAAGAGCCUUUGCUCCCUGGACUAUGAAGAUGAUGAGGACGACACCCAGGCGAAGACUGUUGUGUCCUCCCCAUGUACCUCGCAGGGCCUUGUGGGCAUCAUUACACCUGGCUCUAGCCCAAGGAUUCCCAGGCCUGGCCCUACCAGCCCCAGUGCCUGGGCUUCGGGGGAGCCAGAGGCCAGCACAGGAGAGGGUGGGAGCAGUGGGGAACCCAGUGACUGGGACAGUGCAGAAGAGGAGGGUGUCUUCCCACUGGACCACAGUGACCUGGACCUGGAGCAGAUCGAGAACAACUGACUGGGGGCUGAGCAGUGGUUGCUGUCUGUCACCUUGGUGCCUGACCAGUGGAAAUAACUUGUGUGUUAUUUUGAAAAUUGAGGCGUAAUUUUGAUUCAGUUUUUCCUAAAGAAGUAUUUUGCAUUUUUAUGGCUUCUACAGUUUGGGAGAGCUUCUCUAUUUUGGAAUGGGUUUUCAGAGGGCAUUCUAUUAAACAUGGUUCUGCCUGGA
Messenger RNA from Peromyscus eremicus (cactus mouse), 2207 nucleotides. It is a transcript of the gene Fam53a, whose product is annotated as family with sequence similarity 53 member A. The transcript is spliced from 6 exons. Lineage: Eukaryota; Metazoa; Chordata; Mammalia; Rodentia; Cricetidae. The record is from RefSeq and is a predicted model, not a curated record. Gene Ontology annotation, biological process: protein import into nucleus. Gene Ontology annotation, cellular component: nucleus. Bases 789 to 1997 code for a protein of 402 amino acids.